This is a messenger RNA of Aspergillus udagawae, 2268 nucleotides long. RefSeq lists its product as uncharacterized. Gene Ontology annotation, biological process: peptidyl-serine phosphorylation; peptidyl-threonine phosphorylation. The record is from RefSeq and is a predicted model, not a curated record. The transcript is spliced from 5 exons. Lineage: Eukaryota; Fungi; Ascomycota; Eurotiomycetes; Eurotiales; Aspergillaceae. Gene Ontology annotation, molecular function: ATP binding; protein serine/threonine kinase activity. Bases 1 to 2268 code for a protein of 755 amino acids.
AUGCGGAAAGAAGAAAUAAAGCUGCUCUGUGAGCGGUUCAAAACUCGCCUGGGCGAUCGAUUCUCAAAAAACCAUCGAGAAGAGCGCUUUGUACCGCAUGGCGCUGCGCAGGAGGUAUUCCGAAAUUACAAGUCGGAUUUACAAGAGCUUUUACAACAUAUGAGUGAGGCCCUUCGAGCAGACGAGGGCCUUCUAGUGAGCGUUGCUCAUCGGAUUUUGGAGAGUCUCUCGAACGUCCUAGCGAUUGUGCUUAUGGGUAGAGCGCGGAAUGACAUGUUUGUCUUGGAUCUUUUUCUGUCUCUGGUUCUGGAUGGAAAUAACCACAUGAGAGAGUUCCUUAUCUUGACCGAUUCCGAAUUGCCUAUUUCCAAAGCUCGUGCCGAAGACCUGUUUCCGGACAGAGGAGCUACUUUCUUCACCACGCAGCUGCAUUUCUGUGCAAUAGUGCUGCAGGAGGAAAAGGAGGUGAAAUACUUGGAGAAGGAACAGCGCCUGUGCCCACUCCCGUACCUGAGACAAGAAUUAAUCGGGGAGGGCGCCUUUGGGCAGGUGUUUGAAGUCGAAAUUGAAAGGCACCAUAUGCGUUCGGCGAGCGGAGACGGCGAAAAUCGGAAGCCUACACUACUAGCACGGAAGGACUUUCGACUCCAGCACGCGUUUGAGGAGGAGUUGAAAGUGUUGAGGAAGAUUAUGCGCCGACCCGAAAGGCACGACCAUCUGGUACCCUUGCUCGCCAUUCUACAGCACGACACCACCUACAGCCUGUUCUUUCCGUUGGCUGCCUGUGAUUUGACCACCUAUUUUGACCGUCAACACGACCCACCCGGUCCCGGAGCCCUAGACGAGAAGAAGGCCCUCUAUCACCGAGGAGUUGCGUUGGCGGGAGCCUUGGCGUUCCUUCAUCGUGGUUUCUCCGACAUGUCAUGCUACCAUUUGGAUCUAAAACCGCGCAAUAUCCUCGUUUAUAAUAAUGCACACAUGGCAGAUGAAGUAUGGAAAAUCACCGACUUCGGCCUUUCCCGAGUCAGGGUCAAAGCACAACCGCCGAAUGAUGGCGACUCAACCAUGACAAUAGGGGUACAGGGAACGUACUUAGCCCCGGAGUGCGCAGUAGCUGGUGCGAAAGUCAGCGCUUUGAGUGAUGUGUGGUCAUUUGGCUGCAUAUUCAGCCUGGUUCUUACCUUCAUGGUGAAGGGUGGCAAGGGUAUCAACGAAUUUUCGACCCGACGAGGUGAACAGCCCAAUGGCGACCUCUUCUACACUAAUCCUACGGAGCCCCAAGUUUCGCCUGCCGACAACAAAAAUUCUGAGGCCCGUGUCGCCGCCGCCGCUGGAGGUUGGGAGCUCCGCUCGUGGAAGCAGAUUCUCGCCUGGGGGGGAAAUUCUGGUAUCUUUCACUUCUACUCAAAAUCGAAUUUUGAAAUUGUCGGCGGAGCCUUUGUCCCCAAUCAGCAAGCAAAGCCCAUAUCUUUCCCCGAUUUGGGCUCUAUAAAGAUGGCUGCCCUAUCAAACGAUGGUGCGUUGGCCGCCUUCAUUAUUACCCAGAAGCCCGGUGGGACCGAGAUGAAAUGUUUGAGAUAUCUUUGCAAAACGGAAGACUUGGUACAUGCUGCAGGUAAUGGGUCAAAUUCUGCAAUUUCUGCAACUUCAAUGGGAUCUAUGACGACGAGAUCCGCCACAAACCAGCUGGGACCUGCCAUUGGAUCGGCUGCAGACAUUCGGUUCUUUGAUUUCACCAGCAAUGGCCAAUUUCUUGUCAUGGUGACCCAGGAAGGAACGAUCAACUUUUGUGUCAAAGUAUGGGAAACUCGGGGCGACACCCUGUUCCAAGAGAUGUUGAUACCACAUAGGGGCUCUGCUGCCACAACUGCUGCGCACUUUACAGCAUGCACAGUUUUUAUGCUCAACGGAAUUCUCCAUUUGUUUAUACUGUCACAAGAGCAGUAUAUCAUCCACGCUGAUUUGUCCGAAAGGACAUGGAGGAGUCGAGAGCUGGAAGAUCGAAUGGUCCAACUGUAUUUCCGCAGUGAUAACCAAACGCUGCUCUUUCUCAAGCGCGAUCGCCGACAGAUAUUUGCAUUGACUGUCUCGGACGCACUUGUGGAAGACGCAACUAUGGCCCGUCCGAGACAGGUAGCACAGAUAGGCUCUUCAAUAGGUAAAUGCCAGCCUAGCAUUGCCAUGCGAGCCAAACAGAGGGGGAAAGUGGAGAUAUUACUGGCCACGGCGGAAGGAAAAUGGAAUGCUGUUGAUGUGACAAACCUCUGA